Gigantopelta aegis is the source of this 327-nucleotide messenger RNA. RefSeq names its product keratin-associated protein 19-2-like. The record is from RefSeq and is a predicted model, not a curated record. The transcript is spliced from 2 exons. Lineage: Eukaryota; Metazoa; Mollusca; Gastropoda; Neomphalida; Peltospiridae. The coding region runs from base 1 to 327 and encodes 108 amino acids.
AUGAUGAAGGCUGUUAUUAUUACCCUUUUCGCCUGUUUGGCCGCCGUCUCAGCCAUUGGCUUUGGAGGAUAUGGAUACGGAGGAAUGAUGGGAUACGGAGGAAUGAUGGGAUACGGUGGCGGGGGAUAUGGAUACGGUGGCGGGGGAUACGGAGGAAUUGGAAUGGGAUACGGUGGCGGAGGAUAUGGAUACGGAGGAAUUGGAAUCGGAUACGGUGGCAUGGGAUAUGGAGGAAUGGGAAUGGGAUACGGUGGCAUGAGAUAUGGAUAUGGAGGACGCGGAAUGUACGGCUACGGAAAAUGGAAAGAUCACCGUAAAACAAAUUAG